Molecule: messenger RNA, 2366 nt
Organism: Gracilinanus agilis (Agile Gracile Mouse Opossum)
Lineage: Eukaryota; Metazoa; Chordata; Mammalia; Didelphimorphia; Didelphidae
Gene: OXER1
Product: oxoeicosanoid receptor 1
Exons: 1
Coding region: 1350-2366 (338 amino acids)
Biological process (GO): G protein-coupled receptor signaling pathway
Cellular component (GO): membrane
Molecular function (GO): G protein-coupled receptor activity
Source: RefSeq, a predicted model, not a curated record
ACUCUACUCUGCACCGGAGUUUCCCAGAGGUCGCUGAGUCAGAUAAGAGCCUCAAGAAAGGCAAAUUGUCUAACCUCCUCAGGACACAUCUGGUCUAUUUCCUGCCCUGUGUCUACUUACUUCUCCAUGAUUUUCAGGAACUAGAAAGAUGUACUGGAGAUGGGCAGGUAGCUUGGGAAAAUCCAAGGGUGGGAAAGUCCAAGGGCAUUACAUUAAGGGAGUGCCAUGUCAGGCUGAAUAAGCAGAGAAGCAGCCAGGCAGGGCAGCAGGUGGGUCCUGGCAGCCAAACUGAGCUGGACAUUGGGGUAGCCUGAUGGCAGCCAGCAGGGAGGGGGUCACAGGGAAAGGAAUCCAGAUCCUGGGGACUAUAAGGGAUUAGGCACCAAAGCAGUGACUUCAGGCUCACAAACAAGACAAGAACACAGUUAACAAGGCGGAGCGGCUUAAUUACAAUAAACAAUGUAAGAGUCCAGUUACUAGAACUGUAUGUUGUACAAGUUCAGUAAACAGUAGGUCUGAUUUGAAUUGAUGCAAAGCCCUCAUCUCUGAAUCAAUUCAAUUCCGCAAAUAUGUAUUAAAUAUUGACCGUGAACUGUACUAAGUGCUGGGUAUAUGAAGAUGAAAUGACAGUUUCUGUCCUCAGAAUUUAUAAUCUGAGAGGAAUGAUAAAACAUGUUCACGAAUAAAUAAGAAACCAAAGUAAAAUGUUUAAACUAAGUAAAUUUGUGGUGAAAAUGAUCAUUUUCAGCUAUGAAAUCAGACCUCUGAGGUGGGCCAUGAAAGAUCUUUCUCUAACCCAGAGGCUGGACUAAUCCCAGAGUAUCAGAGCAUGAUGUCAGAUCCCGUAUCCUAAAGCCCAGGAUAGGUUGGGGAAUAAAUUACUUUAGCCACAGGGCUUAGAGGAAUUAGAAUCAGAGAGGCAAAUCAUCACUCCACCUCUCACCCCUCCCUCUACCAGACACAGAGUUUUCUUGUGGAGGCAGCUCUGUGUCAUUUUUCAGGCAAAUGUAACCCCAGUGCUAGGCUUGGGGUCCCCUCAGGAGGUCAAACAGAACACAGCGGUAGUGGGACUGAAAGUUCUUCUUUGCUUCUGAUCUUGAUAAGUGGUGAGAACAUCAGAUGGAAACCCACGGAUAUUACACAAUUGACUAUUGCCGUCUUAUUUCCUGUGGUUGACUUUUAGACCUCUAGUUAGCUUUAUUAUUUGUUUUAGUAGAAUCUAGUCCUGUGAUCAUCAUUGAAGGUAACUGGAUGGGCAACAUGAGAAUCUGAAGUGAUCUCCCAUUCUUCAGGAUCUUUGCAGUGGUCCAAGCCAUCGUCUUCCCAGCUCUUCAAGAUUUUGAAGUACAAUGUCGGGAGAGAAAGUGUCCACUUGCGACCUGAGAGCAACCCCUAUCUUGUCAGCCUUCUUGGCACCAGUGCUGACUUUGGAGUGUAUUGUAGGGCUAUUGGGAAAUGGCUUUGCAUUCUUCAUCUUCUGUGUCCAUAUCCAACCUUGGAAAUCUAAUACCAUUUUUCUCCUGUGCCUAGUAAUCGCUGAUUUCCUCCUGAUCAUCAACUUACCCUUUCGGAUUGAUUAUUAUCGCCAUGGCCAGAAAUGGAAUUUUGGACCUGGUGCCUGCAAAGCUAACCUCUUCAUGAUGUCCACUAACCGUACAGCCAGCAUUAUCUUCCUUACUGCUGUUGCAUUUAAUCGCUAUCUGAAGGUGGUUUGGCCCCACCACACAUUGAGCCGGGCAUCUGUCAGAUCAGCAGCCCAGGUUUCUGUGGGGUUGUGGGUGCUCAUCCUGCUCAUGAAUGUGCCCCAACUCCUGAACAAUGUCCAGCCUGUUUACUCCAAUGCUUCUUGUCUCAGCUUUACAACAAACAAUACAAACCCUGCCCAGCGCUGGCACCACAUACUCUAUGGGCUGGAAUUCUUUCUGCCACUGGGAAUCAUCCUUUUCUCCAUCUUCAGCAUCAUCUUCACCAUCAGACGACGGAACCUGGGCAAGCAAGCAGGAACACGACGGGCAGUACUUGUACUGGGAAUAAUUGUCACUGUCUACAUCUUCUGCUUCUUGCCCAGCAUUAUCUUCGCUAUAGCCUCUGUCCUAGCUCAGCGACUCAAUAAUUGCCCUGCCCUCAACAUCUACACAGAGCUGUUCCAUGGAGCACUGGCCUUCACCUACCUCAACAGCACCCUUGAUCCUGUGCUCUACCUUUUCUCUAGCCCCAAUUUCCUCCACCAGAGCAAGGUGUUGCUCUGUAAGGGAGACCAGUCAGCUCGAAUAAGUGAUGAACAAGAGGGUGAUGAAGGCAACUCUUUCUAUCCAGCUAGGUUGACAGAUUCAAGGAGGGUAGAUACAGGAACUUUGCAGGAUUAG